Molecule: messenger RNA, 453 nt
Organism: Medicago truncatula (barrel medic)
Lineage: Eukaryota; Viridiplantae; Streptophyta; Magnoliopsida; Fabales; Fabaceae
Exons: 2
Coding region: 1-453 (150 amino acids)
Source: RefSeq, a predicted model, not a curated record
AUGAGAUUGGGUGCAUCUUCGGUACCUGCAGAGCAGGACGAAAUUACUAAUUUUUGCAAGUGGAUACUCUCAAUUGGAGACGACAACGAUGCUUCGGGUGACAAUGGUGAAAUGAAGGUAGAAAUUCCUGAAGAUUUGCUGAUGUCAGACACAACAAAUCCGUUGAUGUCACUUAUAGACUUUAAUGAUAACCUUGGUGACCAACUAUUUUUCCAAGAAAGGGGAAUACUCGCACCAACGCUUGAUUCAGUUGAGCAUGUUAACGAAUUUAUGAUGUCGCUGAUUCCAGGUGAAGAGAAAGAGUUGAAACUAAAGGUGGGAUGUCCAGUUAUGCUGAUGAGAAACAUCGAUCAGGCCAAUGGACUGUGUAAUGGUACUAGGCUGACAGUUACACAUCUAGGGAAGAGCACGAUAGCUGCUACCGUAAUUACAGGAAAAAAGGGCAGGUACUAG